UCUCGACCAGAAAAAAAAACACUGACUCUCUCUCUUUCUCGAUCUCGCGAUUGCGAGAAAAAAAACUGAUGAACAAACGCCGAUUUCGUAUUACAAACCCAUGUAUUCGUGAUUUCUUAAAAUAAUUUGGAAAUUGUGAACCAUAGUUAUUAAUGAGUGAGGAACCAUGAAGGUGAGAUCAUAUGUGAAGCAGAUGUGUGAGUUUUGUAAAACAGUGAAACGUCGAGGACGUGUCUAUAUUAUCUGUUCUUCGGUUCUUCCAUUCCUAAGCACAAGCAAAGAAAGACAAGGGUUCAGCUCCUUUGCUUAUGAAGGAAUUAUACCUUUCCCGUUUAAACUACACACCUCUUCAUGCGCGUCCUGAAGGUGAUGAGAUUGAGAUUGAGGAUCAUAGAGCUCAUAGGGUGGGACGCGAAUUUUCCUUGUAAGAGGAGGACGAGUAGACACAAAAGUUUUCUUCUACAUAUCUUGAAAUUAUAUUUGAUUUUAUAAAUUUGUAAGCAGAUGAAUUCGUUGUAUAUAAAGUAUUUGAUGGAAAUCAUAUAUAUAAAAAGAGGUGAACUCUCUCUAUCACCUCAUCGCUUAAAGAGAGGACACGUGUAUUUGGUUUAAUACUAUCGGCAAACUGUUGAACUUCUCUCCCCUAUCCCUCUAAAGCAUGGACUCGUGACACUCAUCUCUCCAUCCUAUCAUUAGCUUUGGAAGCGAGAUUUUUCCUCCAAAUUCAAAACAAGUUAUGCAACUCCUAGAAGAAAAGGUAGAAGACCUUGAAACGCUAGAGCUGACCAGUUUAACAAAUUACAUAAGCAUUGAUGGUGAUGGCCUCAAACAGAGUUUGCUUGGGAAUCAAUGUUUAUUUUAUAUAUGCUUUUUUCUUGUUAUUGUUGACACCCAUAUUUCAAACUCACGAAAAGCCUCCACCGUUAGUUCAGCUGGUGAAGAUUUUAUCAGAUCGCUUAUACUAAUUUUUAGUCUUUGUGGUGAUGGAGAACAUACCAUUUUUGGUUCAAAGGGGAACUUUGGCUCCCAUGGAGAUUGCAAUAGAGAAAACAUUCAAAUAGAAAUUUGGAUGCAUGGGUGGAUUGCUCCACGGUGACCGUCGACCAUCUUUUGCUCCGGCUUCACACGUGUUUCCUGCUUCUUUCUUCUUACCUUGUGCCUCUGCGGUGGUUUUCUUGGGCUAGGUUGCGCUACGCUUUUUUUCUAUUCAAUUGGGCCUAUUGGGUUUGUCAUGUUGCUUGUUGAAAAUUUAGAAAACCGUCGAAAAACCUAUCGUCUCUUCUUGCAUGCUGAGUUCCCAUUAACUCCCAUGUUUAUGCCUCUUAGUUUUUCCCCACUAGAAUAGAAAAGUUUUGGCUCUUUCAAAUUCACUACCAUAACUUUAAUAUUAAGCAUUCGAAAUUCCAUUUGAAGUUAGUACUUAUUUAAUAGAUUAAAGUGGGUACAAUAUAAAACCCCCAAAAAAUUAUAACUAUAACUAAUAGGGUACAAAUACCGUUUUUUUACUCAUGUGAUGUGUUGAUCUUCGUUUUGUUUAAAGGCAAUUAGCUAGGUUUCUACAAUUUCGAGACCGAUACAGAUGAGUUCAGAGUACUUGACGUAGCCAUUUGUUGCAUCGUAUUUUGGUAAAUAUGCGACUACCAACAAAACAAAUGCUUUGUAAUAUGAGGUACAUGUUACAUGAUUAUAGCAUCUCUGUCUUUACUCUUUAUUUAUAUUUUUAGUUGUGUAAAAAUUUAUUCUUACAUAGACUGGCCCAUUUUCAAGACAAUCUAUGCUACAUUGAUUUUGAGAACUGCAAAAUCGAUCAAGCGACUUCAAAUUUUUUUGGUAUUAAUCUAUUUUAGUUUUUAGUUUUAAGGUUCUUUCGGUGGAGUAUCUCUCCCCCUCUUUAUAUAUAUACACAAUUAUAUGUAUAUAGAGUUUUUUGAAUUAUAAUGUGUUUGUCUUUGUUGGUGCAGAAAUCUUCUCAUAGAGAAUAUAAGAUCUAUGAACUUAAAUAAGCUUAAACGUCAACAUAAGUUUCGCAAGAAAACUUGAUCUAUUAUGGUCAUAUCUUCAACUCUUCAAAGCUAUAUGUAUAUAGAGUUAUUCAAUGAGAUUAAUGUGUAAAAAUGUUUUGUUGUUUACUUAUAAUUAUUAUGGUGGCAUGAUAAUUUUGUUGUAGACUUGGUACAUGCUUGACCUGCUCUUUGAUUCUCAAAAACAAAGAGUAAAUAUUGCUUGAAGCCAAUAGAGCUUUGUCAAUGAAGGUAUAUAUCAUAUAUACAAUAAGUUAUGCAUUUGCUGAAUUCUGUUAGUGCCCAAUCUUGUGGUCAAUC
Arabidopsis lyrata subsp. lyrata is the source of this 2321-nucleotide messenger RNA. RefSeq lists its product as uncharacterized. The record is from RefSeq and is a predicted model, not a curated record. NCBI's taxonomy places the organism in Eukaryota, Viridiplantae, Streptophyta, Magnoliopsida, Brassicales, Brassicaceae.